AUGGAUCCAAAGUUUUUAGAUGCAAUUAGGAAAAAUGACAUUACCACAUUUUCAAGCCUAGUUAAAGAGAAUGAAGGAAUCCUCAAUCAGAGAACAGCUGAUUCCUUCAACACUCCAUUACACCUUGCUUCCAUGUAUGGUUGCACUGAAAUGGUGUCUGAGAUUGUCGGAUUGUGCCCUGACAUGAUUUCUGCUGAGAAUAAAAACAUGGAGACUCCAAUUCAUGAGGCUUGUCGACAAGAGAAUGUCAAGGUCUUAAUGUUGAUGCUAGGAGUCAACCCUACAGCUGCUUGUAAGCUUAAUCCAACUUGUAAAAGCGCUUUCUUUUUGGCUUGCAGCCUUGGUCAUCUUGACUUGGUGAAUCUCUUGCUGAAUCUAUCUGAGAUGGUGGAGCCAGAGGCAGCAGGGUUUGAUCAAACUUGUAUCCAAAUUGCUGUAUCAAGAGGGCACACAGAUGUUGUUAGAGAGUUGUUGAAUAAGCGGCCAGAGCUUACUCAAGUGAUCGAAGAUAAUGGGAAUUCACUAUUGCACAAUGCUAGUAGUAAAGGACACAGGGAGAUUGUAUGGAUCCUACAAAGACGUGAUCCAAACCUUGCUUUACAAUACAACAACAAUGGUUAUACACCAUUGCACCUGGCAGUAAUGAAUGGGAAAGUCUCAAUCCUUUACGAUUUUGUGUCAAGCUGUGCCACAUCAUUUCAUUAUCUCACAAGAGAAGAAGAGACAGUACUUCAUUUAGCUGUGAGAUACGGAUGCUAUGAUGCUUUGGUAUUCUUGGUGGAAGUCUGCAAUGGUACCAAUCUAUUGCACUGUCAUGAUCGAUAUGGCAACAGUGUCUUACAUCUUGCAGUUACAGGCGGGCGCAAUAAGAUAGCAGAGUUCUUGAUCAUCAAGACAAAGCUGGAUAUUAACACUCGGAACAGUGAAGGGAAAACAGCACUUGACAUCCUUGACCAGGCUAAGGAUAGUGCAGAGAAUAGGCAAUUACAAGCCACUUUUAUCAGAGCUGGUGGUAAAAGAAACUUCCAACCUUCGUCUUGGUCACUGGAAGUAGACAAGGCCAAUUCUCUGUCACCUAUAGCAUCGAAGCUUUCUCUGUCACAAAGGUAUAUAGCUAACGAAAUGGAAGUGCCAAGUGAAAUGGUUUCUUAUGAUUGCACAAGCCCACCAGAAGUUAGCAAAAGCAUGGAGUCUAGAUCACCUCAGCCUCAAGUAAGUGAGAGAUUUGAGAAUGGAACCUAUAAACCAUAUUACUUCUCCCCAACCACUUUAGGGAAACACAAGCAUCAGAAAAAAAGAAAAACUGAAAAUUUAAAUCAACUUUACUAUACUGAGAGAAAUAUGUACCAUGAGAUGCACAAAGAAGCAUUACUAAAUGCAAGGAACACCAUUGUACUAGUUGCAGUUUUGAUUGCAACUGUCACUUUUGCAGCUGGCAUUAGUCCCCCUGGUGGUGUGUACCAAGAAGGACGAAUGGGAGGGAAGUCAAUGGUGGGAAAAACAACAGCUUUCAAGGUCUUUGCAAUAAGCAACAACAUAGCAUUGUUCACCUCACUAUCUAUAGUCAUUGUUCUUGUUAGUAUCAUUCCCUUUAGGAGAAAGCCACAAACGAGACUAUUGACGAUUGCUCACAAAGUCAUGUGGAUAGCUGUGGCAUUUAUGGCAACUGGCUAUGUUGCAGCCACAUGGGUGAUCUUGCCACAUAGUAAAGGGAUGCAAUGGCUAUCUGUGGUGCUACUAGCACUAGGUGGUGGCUCUCUGGGGACAAUCUUCAUUGGUCUUGGUGUGAUGCUGGUUGAGCACUGGCUGAGGAAAUCCAAGUGGAGAAAGACAAGAAAGGAAAGUGGGGAUGGAGCUGCAGACUUGGAAAGGAAAAGUGUAAAUUCAGAUUUUGAGAGCUCUUAUUUACAGGGUUAUCAUUCAUACUGA
Molecule: messenger RNA, 1929 nt
Organism: Gastrolobium bilobum
Lineage: Eukaryota; Viridiplantae; Streptophyta; Magnoliopsida; Fabales; Fabaceae
Product: ankyrin repeat-containing protein At5g02620-like
Exons: 3
Coding region: 1-1929 (642 amino acids)
Cellular component (GO): plasma membrane
Molecular function (GO): protein phosphatase 1 binding; protein phosphatase regulator activity
Source: RefSeq, a predicted model, not a curated record